AUGUCGUCAAGUACACCCACGCCGCCAGAUACGAACGGCGCCAGCUCCCAUAAGCGGGCCCGAAGCCCAGGCACCGAUUCCAACGGCAGAGAAGCCGCCGCCGACAACAACAGUGUACCCAAGCCGAAGCGCCUAGCAUGCAUGAUCUGCCGGAAGCGCAAGUUGAAGUGCGACGGUGUCAGGCCGAGUUGCAGCACAUGCGCCAGGCUGGGCCAUUCUUGCGCGUACGAUGAAGUUCGCAGGAAAAGCGGCCCCAAGCGGGGAUAUGUCAAGGCUCUCGAGGAACGAUUGAAACAGGUUGAAACGCUUCUCAAGACUCAAGACCCUCCAGCGGCACCUGCCGACCCGUCUAGAAACACACCUCAAAGCCUAGAUGCCGCUGCUCCGAACCGCAACCACAACGCUGCUGCCCCAACGAGCUACAGCAUUCCUAACCCCUCUACUCUCGGUCUCGGCGCCGACCAUGAUGUGGACCGAUGGCGCUUCAACGGCGAAUCUUCUCCCCAGACUCAGAAUGUUGCUGCUCCGCCCAUGGAAGACUUCAACUUCAACUCCAAUAUGUCAAUGGGCAUGAACAAUGCUGGAAGCAACUUUACUUGGGAGAUGAUUGGACUGGGCCUUGAGGAGCCUCUCCCGCCCCAGGAAACAAUCGAUGAGCUCCAUCAAAUCUAUUUCGAAAAGGUCCACCCCUCAGAUGACCAUUACCCCAAAGCACUGCCCACGUUGGGUCGCACCUGGCGCAUUAGCACGCCCACUAACACGCUUUACAGGGCCCCGAACCAACGUCCCCCAGUUGCGCUCAGGUACGCCAUAUGGACCCUGGCAUGCUCCAUCACAGAAAAGUACCUCGACCUCAAGGAUCUCUUCUACCAAAGAGCCCGUAAAUACGUCGAGGGAGACUACAUCAAAGGUUAUGGUGAGCAUAUGAUUUCAGUAGCUCAUGCUCAGACGCAUGUGCUACUGGCCUCAUACGAGUUCAAAAUGAUGUACUUCCCUCGAGCUUGGAUGAAUACCGGGUCUGCUGUGCGCCUCUGUCAAAUGAUGGGUUUACACCGACUCGAUGGAGCUGGCCUAGACGUAAAGCAGUGUCUCCCACCACCGAGAGAUUGGACCGAGCGCGAGGAGAGGCGGCGUACCUUUUGGAUGGCUUUUUGCGAGGACCGUUAUGCAAGCAUCGGAACCGGGUGGCCGAUGACUGUCGAUGAGAAGGACAUUAUGACGAACUUGCCUUGUUCAGAAGAGGCGUUUGAAAUGAGCCGGCCUGAGCAGACGCAGUCUUUGCAGGACUGUAUGAGCCCGUCUGGAGCUGGCAAGCUCUCUUCGUUCGGCGGCAUCGUGCUUAUGGCUUGCCUCUUCGGCCGAAACCUGAUCCAUCUGCAUCGGCCCGACGUCGACGACCGAGAUCACGACCUUAACGGCGAGUUCUGGAAGCGACAUCGCAACAUGGACAACAUCCUGCUCAACACGUCCCUCUGCCUACCUUCGUACCUCAAGCUACCAAUUGGCCUUGGCAACCCCAAUAUUGUCUUUACCAAUAUGAGCAUUCACACGUCGACAAUAUGCCUCCACCAAGCUGCUAUUUUCAAAGCCGACAAGAACAGACUACCUUCGUCAGUCAGCGCGGAAAGCAAGGUGCGAUGUAUUACGGCAGCCAACGAGAUUGCGAGCAUCAUGAGGAUGAUCUCACAUUUGGACCUUUCAGCAAUGAACCCGUUCAUAUCCUUUUGUCUAUAUGUAGCCGCGAGAGUGUUCGUCCAGUAUCUCAAAAGCCGCCCCGAAGACAGCCAAACGGCCGACUCGCUCAGAUUCCUUCUCUCUGCCAUGAAUGCGCUCAAGAGAAGGAACCCCCUUACAGAAUCUUUCCUCGUCCAACUGGAUGUGGAUUUGGAAGCUCUUGCGAUGAGAAUACCAAAACUCAAGGCAGCAUUCCCACGAAGUGGUGAAAGCCCGGGCUCGAACGCUGGCGGAAGUAAGGGUCCCGUUUGUGACGACCCCGAUGGUGUACAGGGCAUCAUGUCGUACCGCAACGAAUGCCACUUCAUGAAGACCGCGGGCGAUGACGGCAACCUCGCCACAGCCCCAAAUAUUGUUGAGCCUGAACAAACCAGCGAUGGUGCCCCGAACUCUGCAUCGACUGGCUUUGGGGGCCAGGGUUGGCUGUCAGUGGAACACGGCAUGCCAUACGGUGCGAGCAAUACACAUAGUCUUCCUAUGCACGGAAGUGCGUUGACGCCGAGCUCUAGCUCCAUGUACGACAAGUCUGGGUCGAGUAGCGGGCGCAUGACGGGGCUUGGACAGAGCGAAAGCAGUGGGGACAACAACAUGUCGGGAUCGCCCGACGGCGACAACUCCAAUCGACCGACGCCGAACUCGAGUUCGUCAGAGCAGCGAGUGAACAUGACGACGGGGGGUCUCGAGGGGUCCGGUCAGAACUCGUUCAACGCCAGCCCAGUGACAGCGCAACAGAGCAUGAACCCACGGGGCAGCACAGACGGAAACGCAAAUUAUUUCAAUGAAGCGGGUGCGUUCGAUAUUCGGACCGGGCUGACACCGAACCCGAGGUUUUCAAUGCCUGAAACACCGGGGGCAGACUUUGGAAUGCCGAGUGGCUGGAGUGACCUACAAGGGCAGGCUGGCAUGACGCCUGGGGCUGAGGGAGUAUUGCGAUCACUGAUGAACAUGGGCCCGAUGGACGCCAUGGACCUUUCAUCGUGGGAUGCGGCGAAUUGA
Messenger RNA from Colletotrichum spaethianum, 2730 nucleotides. RefSeq names its product citrinin biosynthesis transcriptional activator ctnR. The transcript is spliced from 7 exons. Gene Ontology annotation, biological process: regulation of DNA-templated transcription; DNA-templated transcription. The coding region runs from base 1 to 2730 and encodes 909 amino acids. The record is from RefSeq and is a predicted model, not a curated record. Gene Ontology annotation, cellular component: nucleus. Lineage: Eukaryota; Fungi; Ascomycota; Sordariomycetes; Glomerellales; Glomerellaceae. Gene Ontology annotation, molecular function: DNA binding; zinc ion binding; DNA-binding transcription factor activity, RNA polymerase II-specific.